CUUUUUUUUUUUUUUUUUUUUUUUACAUUAUCAUAUGAUUAUGUUACAUUUGUUGUUGAAGGUAACGCCUCUUAGUCGAUAUUACCCAACGAAUUCAAGCGAACACUUUAAAGUAACGGCGCUUCUAGAGGAAGCCCGGAAGACUUUGAAGGACGUGCUUGUUGGCGGUAACGACAUUAAGGCUGCAUUAUACAUUAGUGCAAUAGCAUCAAUGAUCAGAGAGUUUCCGAAUGUAAGUGCAUUGUUUCAAAUAAUAUGAAGGAAAGUUUGCUAUUGCUAGUUACAUGGAGUUAAGUAGAUGUAGUCUUUGUGAAGGCAUUUUAUUUUGUAUUGCUUAUAGGGAGUUAUGAGAUUGAUCACUGUUCGUUAAAUUCACCUUUCUGACAUCUACAACAUUUAAAUCGUAAUACCCACAAUGUCGUGUAAUACCCACAAUGCCGUCACGGAUUUUCUGUUGAUUCAGACACUUAAACACCAUGUACUAUUUUUUAACGUUAGUUCAUUAUCUGUACUUGAAAGCAAAACUAAAAAAAAUUACAUUCUCAUUACGGACAAAAGAGGUAAAUUUGCUCCACGUGUAGUCAUUAAAUUGAUAUGUCAACAAUACUAAAUCGCCCCCCAAAAAUUAUGUUUCCCAAGUAAAUGACAUAUUAACGAUGUUGGUUGUCUUGGAAUGUGAUCUCAAACUUUUCCCCUCUGAGGAAAGGUUUCUUUUUCUUAUAUGUCUAAUUUCUGGAAAACACUUUAGAGUCGUAGUUUCACCACUGAAGACGAGGUCCUCCAAGGAGUAGUAACAAGCGUUACAGAGGUGUACACGGCGGAGGAAUACAUCAGACCUGUUAUUGAGAUGGAGUAUGAAAAGAUAGUGAGAGAUUUCAUAGAUAGCCUCAAUACGGAAAUACAACUGAAUUGUUCUGCAUUCAAAAAUCGAUUUUCCAUGUCUCAUAUCCACACUUUAUUCGGGACAUUAGAAUCGCUGACCAGACACAAGAAGUACUUAACAUUUGAUAUGGUGCCCACUGUUAUUACUAUGACGAGUUCUCUAUUAGAUUGCACGUGGGGUCAGCUGACUACAACUGAUACACAUACAUCUGCUGUAUUGGAAACUAUCGAUGGAAUUGCAAAACGUAAAAAUGACACAAUAUUACUUACUUUAAAAUAA
Molecule: messenger RNA, 1162 nt
Organism: Ostrea edulis (European flat oyster)
Lineage: Eukaryota; Metazoa; Mollusca; Bivalvia; Ostreida; Ostreidae
Exons: 3
Coding region: 848-1162 (104 amino acids)
Source: RefSeq, a predicted model, not a curated record